CGGCGAGCGGGCCGCGGCGGGGCCCGGAGGCGCCGAGCGCGUGGGGGGGGCCGCCGCGCAGGGCGGGGGCCGCGACGACGGUGCCGCGGCCACCUCGAUGCCCGCGGCGCGACGGGGCGCUGGCCAGAAGCUCCGGACAGGGCGGCCGCCAGGGCCCACCUCCACCAGGCCGUCGCGCUGCCAGCUGCGCCGACAGACAGGGCAGCCCCUGUCCGCCGCGGCGGUGCUGCAGCCCUCCGACAGGUACAUGAAGGCGCAGGCGCGGUGGAAAGCGUGGGUGCACUCCGAGCCUUCCGUCGCGCGCACCACGGGGCAGAUGACGCAGAGCCCGUCGGGCUGCAUCGGCAGGGCCAUCCCUGCGAACCGCGGGCCGCUGGACCGUGCCUGAGGAAAAGCUGCU
Prorocentrum cordatum is the source of this 400-nucleotide messenger RNA. Lineage: Eukaryota; Dinophyceae; Prorocentrales; Prorocentraceae. The record is from the annotation of a GenBank genome assembly.